Molecule: messenger RNA, 2049 nt
Organism: Bipolaris oryzae ATCC 44560
Lineage: Eukaryota; Fungi; Ascomycota; Dothideomycetes; Pleosporales; Pleosporaceae
Exons: 5
Coding region: 1-2049 (682 amino acids)
Biological process (GO): regulation of GTPase activity; signal transduction
Cellular component (GO): cytoplasm
Source: RefSeq, a predicted model, not a curated record
AUGAACGCCCCACCUACACUUGCACCCAUGGACAUGACGGAACCCUUCAACCCGGACUUUAACAGCACAUCCGAGGUCACAAAGGACGGCGCUCUCGCAUCCCCAAUCCACGAGGCCGCUCCCACAACGCCGGAACAGCGGAGUACUUCCCAGGAUGCGCAUACCCAACAGCGAGUCCAUGAAAUCUUACACUCGGACGUGGGCGUCGCGACCCUGCUGAAUCGCCUCAAAGCCAGCAUUUCGAGUGCUAGGGACUUUGCGGGGUUUCUGAAGCGCCGGGGCGCCCUUGAGGAGGAACAUGCGGGCAGCUUGAAGAAACUCAGCCGGGGGACACUCGACGGCGUGCGCAAGCCCGAUACACGAGGAGAGAGCUAUCGGACUCAAUUCGAACAAGUCCUCCAUGCCAACGAGCGCAUCGCCGACAAUGGCACCCAGUUUGGGCUCGCUCUGCACGCCAUGCACGAGAACCUCCUGCAGCUAGCCAACAAAAUGGACGGAAACCGCAAGUCAUGGAAGCAGCAGGGACUAUCCGCUGAGAAUAAGGUGCAGGAGGCUGAACGGCUGGCUGAGAAGGCCAAGGCCAAAUACGACCAGCUGGCCGAAGAUCUUGACCGUGUCAAAACGGGCGAUACAGGGGCGGGCAGGAAGUUCGGUCUGAAGGGACCCAAAUCAGCAGCCCAGCACGAAGAGGAUCUUCAGCGUAAGACCCAGGCAGCGGACCAGGACUACGCCAGCAAGGUGCAGACGGCCCAGACCUUACGCAAGGAGCUCAUAGCCACUACGCGGCCUCAGGCUGUCUCUGCACUACUGGACCUGAUCAAGGAAACAGACGCUGCCCUUACCAUGGAAAUGCAGAAGUUUGCUUCAUUCAAUGAGAAACUCGUGGUCAACAACGGCCAAGUUGUCACGCCCCAGUCACUUAAGGGCAGCACUGCUCAUCCACCACCCAGCAUUAACCAGCUCAUCUACCAGAUCAACAAUGAGCGAGACUUUGAGGAGUUCAUCUUGAGCCAGGGGUCCAAAGCACCUCUUUCUAGAGCGGAGAUUCAAUACGUCAAACAUCCGACCCAGAACCAGGGACGAUCUCAUCCAACCCCGCCAGCUGGAAAUGGUCGUCCUUCGAUGCAGCUGCAGAGCCAACCCCCACCGACCUUCUCGACGCCGCAGCCAGACCCUCACCCUACUUCACCCUUGCAACAGACCUCUUCGCAUGCCGAGCCUUCGCAACCGCCCUCAUUCGGGAUGCACUCGCAACAGCCGCCUCCUUCGUUGCAGCUACAGCACCACCAGCCACAACCGCCUCAGGCAGCGCCAUACCCAACCAAUGCUCCUUACUCACCUACAUCUCAGGCUCCUUACCCACAAGCGGACUAUCCGCGUGGCCCAGUUGGUCAGGCCACAGCACAGCAGACUAGUGGUGUACUAUAUCACCCUGGUCAGCCUCCCAUCAACCCCAUCUUUGGCGUAACUCUAGAAGAAUUGUUCCGGCGAGACGGCUCUCCCGUGCCGAUAAUAGUCUAUCAAUGCAUUCAGGCUGUCGAUCUCUAUGGCUUGGAGGUCGAGGGUAUUUACCGCAUUCCGGGAACCUCGUCACAUAUCCAGCAGAUGAAGGCUUUGUUCGACAGUGAUGCUUCCCAGGUCGAUUUCCGAAAUCCCGAAUCUUUCCAGCACGACGUCAACAGUGUCGCGGGGCUGCUGAAACAGUUCUUCCGCGAGCUGCCUGAUCCGCUCCUCACGCGGGAAUUCUAUGGCAAGUACAUUGAGGCUGCACGGAUUGACGAUGAUACGAUGCGUCGAGAUUCGAUGCAUGCUCUGAUCAACGCCCUGCCUGAUCCGAACUACGCAACGCUGCGUGCUCUUGCCCUGCAUCUACAUCGGGUGCAACAAUCUUCAGAGAUCAACCGCAUGAGCACUGCCAACCUGGCCAUUUGUUGGGCACCCUCAAUCAUGGGCCCCCAUAAAGGCAACAACAUGGCCGAUGCUGGACUACAAGCCCGCGUGAUUAUCACCAUCCUAGACAAUGUGCUUCAGAUAUUCGACGAGGACUAG